UUAAGAAAAAUAAUACACCACACUGCUUUAAUGGGGCGAUCACCAUGCUGUGAGAAGAUUGGACUGAAGAAAGGUCCAUGGACGCCGGAAGAGGAUCAGAAGCUGCUUGCCUUCAUUGAGGAGCACGGACAUGGGAGUUGGCGAGCAUUGCCUGCGAAGGCAGGCUUGCAGAGGUGUGGUAAGAGCUGCAGAUUGAGGUGGACAAACUACCUGAGGCCGGACAUCAAGAGGGGCAAGUUCAGCUUGCAAGAAGAGCAGACCAUCAUCCAGCUUCAUGCUCUUUUAGGCAACAGGUGGUCGGCCAUUGCAACACAUCUACCAAAUCGCACAGACAAUGAGAUCAAGAACUACUGGAACACACACCUCAAGAAAAGGCUGGCCAAGAUGGGGAUCGAUCCUGUCACCCACAAAUCUCUCAGUGGCACUCUCACUGGCACCACAAACAACAAAUCAGCCAAGGCUGCGGCAAGCCUCAGCCACAUGGCACAAUGGGAGAGUGCCCGCCUCGAGGCUGAGGCACGGCUGGCUCGAGAAUCGAAGAUUCGAACAGCAACGCCAACACCAACUGCACUACAUGCGCAGCCAACGAAUGUACCUGCCUCUGCUGCUUCUCCAUGCCUUGACGUGCUGCAUGGAUGGCAGGGUGCAAAGAUAGACCUGGAGUCACCUACCUCCACACUGACGUUUACAGGGAGCAAUAGUGGCAUGCUGCCAACCCCCAGGACCAACAGACUAGAGGUAUCAGAAAGCAACUCUGUGAUGUGGCAUCAGAGGAGUGAUGAGUUGGAGGGUGAAGAAAACGAUUGGCAGAUCUUCAGCAAGCACCAAGUGCUGGAACUGGACAGCAAGGAGAGGGAAGAUGACUUCAUUGGCUGUGAGGAACCGUGGUUCUCAGGGAUGGCUGGGGUUGGAUCUGGCUUCACUAGCAUGCUGUUUGAUGUAUCCAAUGAGCAUGACGCAUCAGAAUGCUGGGGUGAGUCCAACAAUGGCCACACUGAGCACAGCAAUCAAGCAUCAGAUGAGGAGGACAAGAAUUAUUGGAAUGGUGUCCUUGACAUGGUAAACUCAGAGCUGACACCCCAGUCACCUCCAUUGGUCUAGAAUACAUUCCCCUCCAGUUUUUUCAAGGACUUCUGAGAAAAAUCUAUUGGACCCUCUUAAGUCAAAAGAGAAACAGAACGAGCACUACAAAUAAAUGCUACAACUGCUCCAACAGUAUGUAUUUUUUUGUCCAUGCAUGUGAAAGUGAAACAAUUAGCUGUUCUGAGGAUGUACCGAUGUAGUAAAUAAUUUUUUUCUGUCUGCCUUGUUUAGUUCCUCCCCCUAAAGUUUACUCUCUAUCCCAUCGAAUGUUUGGACAUAUGCAUGGAGUAUUAAAUAUAGACUAAAAAAACAAAUUGCACAGAUUGUGACUAUUUUACGAGACGAAUCUUUUAAUCCUAAUUAGUCCAUGAUUUGACAAUGUGGUGCUACAGUAAAGCUACAAUAAACAUGUGCUAAUGACAGAUUAAUUAGGUUUAAUAAAUUCGUCUCGCGGAGUACUGAGGACUUUUAUAAUUUGUUUUAUUAUUGCUAUCUGAACACUCGAUAUGACACCUCCAUAUGACACCCGACGUGACACCCCAAAACUUUACACCAUUUCUUUUCUGUUGGCCCUAGCGCUAGAAAUAACUGUAUGUUAAGCCACCAAGACCACAGCAGGAGCACUGCAUUAAUGAUCCAAGGACUUUACAGUUGUUAGUUCAACGCUCAAGUUGUCUUGUCUCCCUCUCUUUGGAAUCCAACCCAGAAUGAUUAAGCAGCACUAUUCCGAUCAAGUAAGAAUAUCACAAAUUCAAAACAGAAAUUUACAUGUGCAAAUAAGUCCAUUUUGGUAUUUAUGUUCCUUCAUUCGAAUAAAGAAAAGAAAAUUGCAAAACCCGCCCCAUAUGUCACUUAGAUUUUGAUAUUCCAACCCAUAAGGUGUUUUGUUGCAAAUGCCCACCCCUUAGUUGGCUCUAUUGCAAAAACCACCCCACCGAGCAUGUGCUCCACCAAUUCCACCCAUUCUCUCAAGUCUGGAGCAACUACAGGCCAUGCUAGACGAGCAAUACUUGUUCCGAUGCUUGUAUGUUUAUUUAUCAUGUUGCGGUGAAGAAAUAUUGUAGAUAGCAAAAACCAGUGUGACCAAGUUUAAGUGUUUUUUUCUCAAAUACAUAGGACACAGGAGCAUGUUUAAGCUUUUCAUCAGUGAUUGUUUUGCUGCAAGCUCUAAAAAAAUGUUGGGUUCUUUUAGAGUAU
This is a messenger RNA of Sorghum bicolor (sorghum), 2280 nucleotides long. RefSeq names its product transcription factor MYB106. The transcript has 3 exons. NCBI's taxonomy places the organism in Eukaryota, Viridiplantae, Streptophyta, Magnoliopsida, Poales, Poaceae. The record is from RefSeq and is a predicted model, not a curated record. Bases 31 to 1101 code for a protein of 356 amino acids.